AGUUUCGAGGCGACGCUAGCUUUGUUUACUUUCGCACAAAAUCCUGAGUUUAAAGCUAAUAGUUUCUCAAUUUUAGGGGUACAAAAAUUCAUUCGACACAUUCUUAACAACACAAACCUUCAGAUGAUGUCAAGAAACUUAACAAGAAUUAGAAAAUUAACGCAUGAAAUAGCCAAGAAUGCUAUCUGCAGGGUAAGUGAGCAAGAUUCACUGAAAAUGUUUUCUGUAGUUUUCAAGAUUUUUCACAUUACGGAAUGCCAAGGACACGAAAUUAAACACCUUCAGAAACUCAAAAAAAGCUAUGAGAAAACUGUAAAAAUAACUUUCGAGAAAAUUAAAAAAGUCAAAACGUCACCAUCCACUUGCUAUCAAGAUAUCCUAUCUGAUGAUAUUACAUCUUUGAAAAAAAUUGUGGAUGAGUAUAAUUUCUCUGAAAAUCUUCAGUCUUUUUUUAUCUAUAAAAACAACUUAAAAGUGCAAGCAGAAGUUGAAAUGCUUAUAUUAUCUAUUUUAUCCAGCUUAGAGCAUUCUAAUCUUUAUUUAAUAACGAGUCAGCUAUCUAACGAAGCUGGUCCUCUAUUAAUUGGCAGAUAUCUUAGGAAUUAUCUAGCACACGGAAAUCCUCUGGUGGACAUUUUAAAGGAUACAUGUCAGUUUAUAUAUUUAUAUGCUUUGAAGAUUAUCAAACAUGAUAUUUAUCGAAAAGAGAAUUUAGAGAUCACUUGCAUGAAGAAUAAAUCGAGUGCUAUCUCUAUUGUAGAAAAUCAAGAAAGACUUUUCGAUGCUUUGUCUGGCUGCUCCUUAGAGAACGUGAUACAAGCGAUAAGAGAAGGUGCUGAUAUGUACGGAAGAGAUAUUAACUUGAUGACAACAUUACAUUUUGCUGCGAAAUCUACGAACUUUGAUGUAAUGAAGUAUUUAGUUAACCACGGUUUGAAUCCGAUGGUAAAAGACUUUUUUGGAAGAAAUUUGCUCCAUGUAGCAGCAGAAGCAGGAUGCAAAAAUAUAGUUGAUUAUAUUAUAGAAGAAUUACAUAUAUCAGUUGAUGAAAAGUGCGGGCGAAAUCAUACCGCUCUCUAUAUAGCAGCCGAAAACGGUUUAGUUGAUAUCGUGAUAACUUUACUUCGACACAAUGCCGCAGUCAAGGUAGGCCCAUUUAAUGAGACGCCAAUAUACGCAGCUGUUAUCAAUAAUGAGGUGAAGGUCAUUGAGUUAUUUUUUCAAACAAUUAAAGAUAUCUAUUCAAUCCAACUCGUGCAGGGGUUUACUUUACUUCAUUUUGCAGCUGAAAUGGGCCUCUUAGACAUGGUUCUUUGUUUCCUCGAUAAAGGAGCUGAUGUUAACUCCGUGUCGGAUGAGUUGGUCACACCAUUGCACAGAUCUGCUUCAGCUGGUCAUUCUGAUAUGGUCUCAACAUUGAUUUCGAAAAAAGCAAACGUAAAUGCUAAAGAUUCAUUUAAUCGAACUCCGCUUCAUUACGCUGCUCUAAGUGGACAGUCAAAUACUGUUGAAGUUUUGCUAAACCAUGGUGCAGAUCUGGAAGCUUUAGACAAUAAAGGACAUUUACCUUUGCAAUCAGCAAUUAUAAAUGGAAGUAUUGAAGUAAUAAAAACUAUUACGAAACAUGGUGCAAGUAUUGAAGAUGUUGCAGCAAAGGAUUUCUUAAUCCUUGAGUAUGCCAUGCUUCAUAAUAAUUUAGAGCUUAUUAACUUUGUAAUUGAUAAUGAAGCACCAAUUAAUGUAAGGAAUGAAAGUGGCAGCACUCCUCUUCAUCGAAGCAUACAAAAUGGUUUAAUAGAUAUUUCGUUGAAAUUAAUUGAAUGCGGAGCCGAGAUUAAUGUGGUAAAAAACGGUUUGACACCUUUGAGCCUUUCCAUCGGACUAGGAUAUUUUGGGAUAGCUGACAAACUCUUAUCCAAAGAAGCCGAUAUUUAUAUUGUUGAUAAAAGAGGAGACACUUUAUUGCAUAAGUGUGCUUCAAUUUCAGAUAUUUGUAAUUUCCUGUUCAACGAUUAUGAAAAAAAUAACAAAGAGAAAUAUAAUGAACUAGUUUCUAAUUCGAACGGACUUGACAUAUUUGAUAGACUUGUGAAAAUGGGAGCUGAUAUUGAAAAAGAAAACAAAAAUGGCCAUACACCUUUGCACGUUGCAUGCUUAUUCGGAAAUAUACCUAUUGUGCAAUAUUUGAUCAAAAAUUCUGCAGACCCAAACAUGGUUGAUAAAAUUAGGUUUUCGCCUUUGCACUUCGCUACUUACGGUAAUCAUCUUGAAGUUGUGAAGAUCAUUUUAGAAAGUAGAAAAUGUUCUUUAAAUUCUAAGACUUUUGAGGGCGAUACUGCAUUGUGCAUAGCUUCAAGCAACAAUUACACUGAUAUGACUAAGGUGUUGAUCAAAAAUGGUGCUGAUGUAAAUGAUGGUGACCCACUCUUUAAGGCUCUCAUGCAGGGACAUCAGGAUAUAUGUGUAAUUCUUCUCCAAAAUAAAUCGACUGAUAUCGAAAGGCAGUUUAAAGAUAAAAGUGGAAAGUUUCUUCAAAUCGCAUCAAUUAAGGGUCUGGAACGAGUCGUGUCAAGCUUUUUAGAAAAAAAGAAAUUUUCGAAAUCAGUUGACAUGAACGAAUGUUUGCUUUUUGCAAUUCAGUGGGCUUCGGAAGACAUUGUUACUCUUUUUUUAAAUCAUGGAGCUGAUAUGAACUUUGCCUUUGAAAAUCAAAAAACCCCUUUGCACUUAGCAGUAGAGCGAGACCAUUCCAAAAUCAUAAAAGUAUUGUUAGAAAGGGGUGCAGAUUUUAACAAGCUGAAUUCAAUUGACCUAAGACCCAUUGAGGUAGCUGUAGGGCAUGGUCAUUUGGAAUCAGUAAAAGCAUUUUUUCAAAAUAUAACGGUAGACGUAAACGAAAAAGGAAACUGUGAUCAUACUUUGAUACAUAUUGCUGCAACAUGGGGACACCUAGACAUAACGAAAUUUCUAAUUAGCAAUAACGCCGCAUUAAAUAUUGGUGACAAAUUUGGUUCAAAACCCAUACACCUAGCAGCCCAAUUUGGACAUUUACAUAUUGUUAAAUACUUCCUUCAGUGCGAUCCAAAAUUAUUAACAGAUCGUGGGGGUUCAAACAACAGUUCUCCUCUUCACUUUGCAGCCCAUGGAGGCCAUGCAGAAAUCGCAAAAUAUUUAAUAGAGAAAGGAAUGGAUGUAAAUGCACCUAGUGAUCAUGGAAUUAGACCCAUUCAUGUAGCUUCACAAUUUGGACGUGAGGAAGUACUCAAUGUUCUGCUGAACUAUGGUGCUAUGUAUGACAGCAUUCUUGAUAGAGUUCCUUCAACACCAUUACUUCUAACUCAUAAUGAAAAUAUUAAAAAAACAUUAAUGAUGAUAAAAGAACUUUUUCACGCAGUUAAAAGCAAUAACAUUUCAGACGUAAAAUCUCUCAUUGAUAAGGGAGCUUGCAUGAAUGCAAAGGACUCAAAAAAUUCUACAGUUUUGCAUUAUGCUGCAUGGAAAGGUUAUGCAGAAGUUACUCAACUUCUAUUGGAAAACAAAGCGAAUCCUAACGUAUUUGCGAAGGGAAAUGCCACACCCCUUCAUUAUGCGUCAAAGUAUGGAAAAUACGAGGUAGCAAAAGUUCUUCUAGAAAAUGGUGCUAUUUACAAUGCGAUGUCAACUGACGGAAAGGCUCCUGUUGAUCUAGCCUCAAACAAAAGUAUUAUUGAUUUGUUAGAACUAAUCGAUAGUGCUUUCAGAGAUGUACAAAACUGUAAUAUUCAGAUUUUAGAAACUCUAGAAAAAUUCAGAAAUUCUGAUGUUUUGAAAUCGGUGGUUUGUGCAAAGAACAUUGAAGGAAAAAAUUUGAUGAUUUGUGCUUUUCAGCAUAAGUUUUCUAAAUUGGAUCAUCUCACGCGUAUAUUUUCAGGUGACCCUCAAACUAGAAAUGAAAUUUUUAAUUACAUUUUUGUGAAAGAAGAUUGCGUUGCCGCUUCAGAUAUGCAAGCAAAUUUGCUGCAGAAAAAUUCGCAACUUUUCGGCUCCGACAAUCCUGUUACGUUAGAAACCGAAGAAAUGUCAGCAUUCAUAUUGUUCAAACAGAAAAAAUAUGAACAAGCCCUUGAUAUUUUCCAGGCUAUAUUUCAAAAGAAGAAAGAGAUGCUUGGACCAAGCAACAGUCGAACUUUGAACACGCAGUUUUUUGUCGCGCAUAUGCUCCAAUGCUUAGGUAGAAAUCUUGAAGCAAUCGAGAUUUUUGAUGACCUUUACUCACGACUGAAUGAAUUACGCGGAUUAAGUAAUAUUGAGACAUUGAUCACAAUAUUGCAUUCGGCAGAAGUUUUGUGCGACCUUGGACUGCAUGAAGACGCCCUGAAAAGAAACGACGUAGUGUUCGCAAAGUUUUAUGAAACACUCGGUGCAGACAACGCUCUGACCAUACAAUCUCUAGAUAGCCGCGGAAAUAUUUUAAGUCACUUGAGUGCGUACGAUGACGCUCUGGCUUGCUACAAAUGUGUUUACAAUCACAAUAAUAAAUUAUCAGGGCCUUCAAGUUCCGAAACUUUGAAGUCGCUUCAAAAUAUAAAACAUGUACUAUGCCUUCAAAAUUUAACUGAUGAAAAUCUCGAAGGUCUACGAGAAGUUUUUGACACUCAGAAAAAUGUCUUAGGUCUUGAGCACUUGGACACUUUAAAAACGGAAAGAAAUUUAGGAGAGUUGUUAUUCAGAAGAGGUAAAUUUAGAGAGGGUUUUGAAAUGUCAAAAGAAAAUCUUGAGAAACAAAAAGUUGCCUUGGGACACAAACAUUCAACAGUUUUAAGAUUGGAAAAACUUGUAGAAAGAAUGAAAUAUGUCGUUGAUAUGUUGGACAUUCAAAAUUCGUCCAAUUUGAACAAUAAAACUAGUGAAACUCCGUCAUCAUAUGAAUCGCUUAUACGAGAUCAGUUCCAACAUAAGACCAUAGAUCGUGAAGGCAGAACAUUUCUUCAUGUUGCUGCGAGUGAAGGUCUUACAGCUUUUGUGAGCGAUCAGUUACAGAUUGGAUGCAACGUCAUGCACACCAAGCAAAAAGGAAAUACGGCUUUGCACAUUGCCUCGGUCAAGGGUCAUGCUGAAAUUGUUGAAUUACUUCUGGUGCAUGUCAAAGAAAAUAACUGUGAUGAAUUGAAUACCUUUAUAAAUGCUAAGACAAAGAACGGUGGUAAUUCUGCACUGCACGCAGCUGCCAAUGUCGAAACUGCUAAGACUUUGCUGAAGUACGGGGCCAUUUAUAAUAUCAGAAAUAAGGACGGUAAAACACCAAAAGAGUACACUUCAGUCAAAGAAAUUUCUGAUUUUCUAGAAAUUAUUGAGGAAUUUUUCAUUGGCGCUUUGAUUGGUGACAGCAAAAUAAUAUGCACAUUCCAGAACCUAAGAUUGGAGGAAAAAAUGGCAGUUUCAAAUGCGAGAAAUGAACUAAAUCACACAAUGAAGCAAGUUGGUUUGAAAUAUGGACACAAAAACAUUAUUGAUAGCAUUGAACUUGAUGUUUGAAAUUCUAUAAUUUAAAAAUUUGGUUUUUUAGUGUAAAAUAUUAUAAUACCACUUUGAAUGCUAUAUUAAUUUAAAAGAAGGAAUAUUAUAAAACGGACCUUUUCAAACUGAACAUCAGUAAGGUUCAACCAGGAUUAAAAAAUAUUAUGAUGAUACAUUUAAUCUAAUAGUGUUAUUUAAAGUAUAGAAAAAGUUGAUUAAAUUUUGUAUUUGUGAAAUUUUAUUUUAUCAAGUUUUUGUGAAGUGAAAAUAUCUUGUUAAAAUGUGUUAAAUAAUUAUAUGCGUAAGUUUCCAAGUAGGCGUGUUACCCUAGCUGCCUACUUCUCCGGUUUCCUUUUCCUGGAAAUAGUGACAUAACCAAGAAUUAUGUAUUGACGUCUAUAGACAGAACCAUUUAAUAUUGUCUAUCCUUAAAAAAAUCAUUUAGUGAUUCUUAAUUGCUUAAAUGCGGAAUUUGUUAUUUUACUACCACUUUAAUUAUUGUAUGAAGUUAAAAUAUAUUUCAAUAUUUUUUUAAAAGCUUAAAAACUGCUUGAAAUAUUUCUUUACAUAUAUCACUUGAAAAUUUAAGAUACAAAAGCGGGAAUUUUCCAACUAGAUACAGUUAUUAAACGUGGUGGUGAAUAUGGUUUUGAUGAAAUACAUCUUAUACAUUUUUCAGCACUCUUUAAGUUUUUUAAAAAACGUACGAGCUUUGUCAGAGGUAACAACAACGCCACAAGAGUAAUAUAUUAAAACGACUGCCUAAUUUUUAUAUUUGCUAGUCAUAUGGUUUUUGGGGGCCUUACCUCUCCAUGAUGUAUUACUUUGUAACAAUUUUAUCAAAAUAUGGUUUAUUUAUGGUGUAUUUGAUGCAUUAAAAUUAAAAACAUUUUUUUAUGAAAAUUUAUGUUUUGCGAUUAAAUUUUUAUUUAAAGAGUG
This is a messenger RNA of Parasteatoda tepidariorum (common house spider), 6435 nucleotides long. The record is from RefSeq and is a predicted model, not a curated record. Lineage: Eukaryota; Metazoa; Arthropoda; Arachnida; Araneae; Theridiidae.